Molecule: messenger RNA, 1003 nt
Organism: Malaya genurostris
Lineage: Eukaryota; Metazoa; Arthropoda; Insecta; Diptera; Culicidae
Product: probable serine/threonine-protein kinase clkA
Exons: 2
Coding region: 9-980 (323 amino acids)
Source: RefSeq, a predicted model, not a curated record
GUCGAUCCAUGAAGAUCAUGAGUUCGAGUAAAGUGAUUUUGUGCCUUAUAGGACUACAGUUAGUUGCGGCACAAACAUACGCAAACAGUUACCCGUACAGUACGGCAAUCAUAACGGAAUCUAAGCUACUGAAAGGUAUCUCUGGAAAGACAUCUAAUCAGGGAGGAAAGAAUUUACGUGAUUUUAAUCGGGAUCAUGUGUACGACGAGGGUGGAAAAAUCAACUCGGGAGCGGAUGCCGUGCGUUACCAUGCGUUGGAUAAUCAGUUGAACGGUCACAGAAUUGCCGAUUCCUCCAAGGGUGGUUCGGUGGAUAAAGUGAAAUUAUUGACUGGUGAAAAUUUUGAAGCAGAUAAGUCCCACAAUCGAAAACAAGUGAAAUCAGGGUUUUCGAAUUCCUAUCACAAGGAUGAGAACGGUAGUAAGACUUCGUACUACGAGGACUCCGACGAUCGCGGAGGGAAGCAGGUGUUUGAUAACAGACAAAAUGUGAGAAACAAUUACAACGAUCAUUUGUACGACAAGGAGUUACGGAAUGAUCAACUUCGGGAUCGACACGAUGACCGGUACGGUGGAACGGAACUCCGUGGGAUUCGUGAUUAUCACCAUCAGGCGGCAGCUGACCGAGGUAAUCUUCACGACUAUCGUAAUGGUUUUCGUGACGAACAGGAUCACCACAUCGAUGAGUACGGGAUCGAAUUUUAUCCCGGAUUACCACCAUUGAUUCCCGUUCGUAACUCGGACGACUUGUUCCAACGGCGUAGUUACUAUGAACCCCGACCAAUGUUCGCAACGGGAUCACAUCGAUCCGGGCCUAUUACGGUCUAUGAAGAUCCCAGGGAGUAUCUGUACGAUCAUCGGCACCCACCGACAAACAACCGAAGGGACGGAACACUGUUUCGUCGAUUUGACGAUGACCUAGCAGAGCGAACGAGAAUUAUUUUCAGACCCAGUCCGUUGUUGAACUACAGGCGAUACUAAUUGAUUUGGUGUGUUGGUUUACU